CAAUCAACAGGCAGCAGCGGUCAGUGACGCUCGAGCAUGCGCCGGAAGUGUGGAGGAGGACUCGUGCUCGACUCGAUAGGCAUGACUUUCUGUCUGGAGCUGCAGGCCGCGAAUCGAUCAGACACAAUGCGGUUUAUAGAGGCAUAAUAGCGGGGUUCUCUCAUGACAGGACCGCACUGCUCCGCUUGAGGCCGCUGGAUGGAGAAACAGCAAACAUGGCGAGCUAACCGGGUCGAGCGGGAGCGGAGUGAGUGUGUGCGCGCGUGAUUUUGUGUGUGAGGUCAUCGACCGCAAUGAUGCAACAGAAGCGCAACAUUCAGAUCAUCGAGUGGGAGGAUCUGGACAAGAGGAAGUUCUACUCUCUGGGCGUCUUCAUGACCAUGACCACACGGGCCGCCGUCUACCCAUUCACCCUGAUCCGCACCAGACUGCAGGUCCAGAAGGGGAAGUCGCUCUAUAACGGCACCUUCGACGCCUUCUGGAAGAUUCUGAAGGCCGAGGGGACGCGUGGCCUUUACCGAGGGUUCAUGGUCAACACGUUCACGCUGAUCUCAGGUCAGGCCUACAUCACUACCUAUGAGCUGGUGAGGAGACACGUGUCCUGUUACUCGUCCAGUAACACCAUCAAGUCUCUGGUGGCGGGCGGCGCGGCCUCGCUGGUGGCCCAAAGCAUCACGGUGCCCAUCGACGUGGUGUCCCAGCAGCUGAUGGUGCAGGGUCAGGGGUGUCAGCUCACACGCUUCAAACUCAAGUCCAAGAUGGUGAUGGCCACAUCCAAGCACAAAGUGACGUUUGGCCAGACCAGAGACAUUGCGGUGCAGAUUUUUCACGCGGAUGGAUUUCGGGGCUUUUAUCGUGGAUAUGUGGCAUCGCUCCUCACCUAUAUACCCAACAGCGCCAUUUGGUGGCCGUUUUAUCACUUUUAUGCAGAGCAGCUCUCCAGACUGGUUCCGGUGGACUGUCCGCACCUCCUCCUGCAGGCCGUGGCGGGACCGAUGGCUGCAGCUACAGCCUCCACCCUCACCAACCCCAUGGACGUGGUCCGAGCCCGAGUACAGGUACAAACUCACCCAUAA
Messenger RNA from Sinocyclocheilus grahami, 1076 nucleotides. Its product is annotated as solute carrier family 25 member 44-like. Lineage: Eukaryota; Metazoa; Chordata; Actinopteri; Cypriniformes; Cyprinidae. Gene Ontology annotation, biological process: transmembrane transport; branched-chain amino acid catabolic process; branched-chain amino acid transport. Gene Ontology annotation, cellular component: mitochondrion. Gene Ontology annotation, molecular function: branched-chain amino acid transmembrane transporter activity. The coding region runs from base 294 to 1076 and encodes 260 amino acids. The record is from RefSeq and is a predicted model, not a curated record. The transcript has 3 exons.